Molecule: messenger RNA, 806 nt
Organism: Heterobasidion irregulare TC 32-1
Lineage: Eukaryota; Fungi; Basidiomycota; Agaricomycetes; Russulales; Bondarzewiaceae
Exons: 1
Coding region: 72-617 (181 amino acids)
Source: RefSeq, a predicted model, not a curated record
ACGGCCCAGCAGGACUACCUAAUGGCGUUCCUUCUUUGAUUCCCGUGUAUUCUCUUACUCAACCCCAUUACAUGCCCCCACCACCAAUGAUUGAGACGAACCAUGGGCCAUCGUGGCAUCAUCACAACACAGCAGGGCGUCCAAUACUUCCAAACUCGCUCCGUCCUACUCCUUCCUACCAACAACAGGGUGACUCGCGAAGUCGGGGCCAGGACACUGCGCUUGCUGAUCGUCCCUCGAUGUCGACGCUGCCUCCAACCUUGACAGAGGACCAGCUGACUCGUUUGGACAGACUUACCCGAGACGCUAUCGACGAGAGGCUGAGAGUAUUAGAGGGUGUCUCGGGAGCCGUUUAUCGUUGUAUCGAGGAACUCACGAGAGUGAGGAGUGUCUUGCCUCCUGUGCCUGCUCAGGGCGCAGGUGUGAGCCUUGCAUCUUCGAGCAGGCAGGCCUCCAGCAGCGGAAGCUCGGGUGCUUCAGCCUCAUCGGCUACACCCGAGCCAUUGUCCAGAACAACGAGAGAUGACGGUGCGGCUCAUAGUGUCCGAGUCUCAGACGAUGCGGUACGAGACGCAUCAGUCGGUUCGGAAUCAGUCGGUUUGCCUUCCGCAGCCUAAUCUGUAGACGUUAUUUCUGUAGGCAUAAAAAUUGUGGAAUGAAGGUUUUGUUUUGUCACGUUAGUUUCCGUCGUUCUGUCUCGUUUUGUUGCAGGUCUUUCCGUUCAUUCUCCAUUAUGAAGACAUGUACCAAGCUAUUUAUACAUACUACCUGGGACGCUGUCAUCGACUGUAACGAAUUCUUGCUUC